AUGGAACCACCCCAACCACCCAUCGUCCCCAGCCCCCUUGAGCAAUUUGAGAUUGUGCCAUUGAUUGAUUUGAAGAUUGGAAACUUGUAUUUCUCAUUCACAAAUCCAUCUUUGUUUAUGCUGCUAACUCUCAGUUUGUUCCUACUUCUGGUUCAUUUUGUUACUAAAAAGGGAGGAGGAAAGUUAGUACCAAAUGCUUGGCAAUCCUUGGUAGAGCUUAUUUAUGAUUUCGUGCUGAACCCGGUAAACGAACAAAUAGGCGGUCUUUCCAGUAAUGUGAAACAAAAGUAUUUCCCUUGCAUCUCGGUCACUUUUACUUUUUCGUUAUUUCGUAAUCCCCAGGGUAUGAUACCUUAUAGCUUCACAGUUACAAGUCAUUUUCUCAUUACUUUGGGUCUCUCAUUUUCUCUUUUUAUUGGCAUUACUAUAGUGGGAUUUCAAAGAAAUGGGAUACAUUUUUUAAGCUUUUUAUUACCCGCAGGAGUCCCACUACCCUUAGCACCUUUUUUAGUACUCCUUGAGCUAAUCUCUUAUUGUUUUCGCGCAUUAAGCUUAGGAAUACGUUUAUUUGCUAAUAUGAUGGCUGGGCAUAGUUUAGUAAAGAUUUUAAGUGGCUUCGCUUGGACUAUGCUAUGUAUGAAUAAUCUUUUCUAUUUCAUAGGAGAUCUUGGGCCUUUAUUUAUAGUUCUUGCAUUAACAGGUCUGGAAUUAGGUGUAGCUAUAUUACAAGCUCAUGUUUCUACAAUCUUAAUCUGUAUUUACUUAAAUGAUGCUAUAAAUCUUCAUCAAAGUGCUUACUUAUUUUUUUAUAAUUGA
Gossypium raimondii (Peruvian cotton) is the source of this 816-nucleotide messenger RNA. The record is from the annotation of a RefSeq genome assembly. NCBI's taxonomy places the organism in Eukaryota, Viridiplantae, Streptophyta, Magnoliopsida, Malvales, Malvaceae.